CGGCUCAAAUCAAAUAGAAUCCAUUUCCCCACAACCCACAUCGUGCUCAUCGACAGGCACACAUCUCUGUCUCUCUCGCUCGCUCGCAACACUUUUGAGCAGCAGCGUCAUGCAAGCUCUCCAAUUCUCCUCCUCGAUCCUCAGACCAUCCCCGCUAGACCCAUUUCGCAAACAUUCCCCACAAAUCAGCACCAAUGCCAAACCAUCCAUCACCAUCACCACCACCACCACCACCACCAAGAAGAAGAAGAAAAAGAUCUCAUUCAUCUCAGCCACCACAGCUUCAGCCCCGAAACGCGAGAAGGAUCCGAAGAAGAGGGUAGUAAUUACGGGGAUGGGAUUGGUUUCCGUGUUCGGAAACGACGUUGACACCUACUACAACAAGCUUCUUGGUGGAGAGAGUGGCAUCACUCACAUUGACCGCUUCGAUGCUUCCAAAUUCCCCACUCGAUUCGGCGGCCAGAUCCGUGGUUUCAACUCCCAGGGUUACAUUGAUGGAAAGAACGAUCGACGUCUCGAUGAUUGCCUUCGCUACUGCAUUGUUGCUGGCAAGAAGGCACUUGAACAUGCUCAUCUCGGCGCUCACUUUCUUGGAGAGAUUGACAAGGAGCGAGCUGGUGUGCUUGUUGGAACAGGGAUGGGUGGUCUUACAGUGUUUUCUGACGGUGUUCAGGCUCUCAUAGAGAGAGGUUACAGGAAAAUCACCCCAUUUUUCAUACCUUAUGCUAUAACAAAUAUGGGCUCAGCCUUGCUUGCAAUUGAGCUUGGUUUUAUGGGACCAAAUUAUUCAAUAUCAACCGCUUGUGCUACCUCUAAUUAUUGCUUCUAUGCUGCUGCCAAUCACAUUCGUCGAGGUGAAGCCGACUUAAUGAUUGCUGGUGGAACUGAAGCUGCCAUUAUUCCCAUUGGCCUGGGUGGUUUUGUUGCAUGUAGAGCUUUGUCUCAGAGAAAUGAUGAUCCACAAACUGCUUCUAGGCCAUGGGAUAAAGAUCGAGAUGGCUUUGUCAUGGGUGAAGGUGCUGGUGUAUUGGUGAUGGAGAGCUUGGAACAUGCAAUGAAACGAGGUGCACCAAUUAUUGCAGAAUACUUGGGAGGUGCAGUAAAUUGUGAUGCUCAUCAUAUGACUGAUCCAAGAGCUGAUGGACUAGGUGUCUCUUCAUGCAUUGAGAGAAGCCUUGAAGACGCUGGUGUGUCACCAGAAGAGGUUAACUACAUAAAUGCACAUGCAACUUCCACUCCAGCUGGUGACGUAGCUGAGGUGAAUGCCAUAAAGAAGGUAUUCAAAAACACUUCAGAGAUCAAAAUGAAUUCAACCAAGUCUAUGAUAGGUCACUGUCUUGGUGCUGCUGGGGGUUUGGAAGCCAUUGCUACAGUAAAAGCCAUCAACACGGGGUGGUUGCAUCCUACCAUAAAUCAAUUUAACUUAGAGCCUUGUGUUGAAUUUGACACCGUUGCAGACAAAAAGCAGCAGCAUGAAGUCAAUGUUGGCAUUUCAAAUUCAUUUGGCUUUGGUGGACACAACUCCGUCGUGGCCUUUUCUGCAUUUAAACCCUGAUCGAGCUUUGCCCAACCAAUCUUCACUUGUUCGAGGAUUAAUACAAGUAUUAGAGGCUGUUUCAUCUUCUUUAUGCAAGCUGCUGCAAAUGCACUUGAGACCUGAUCGAGCUUUGCCCAACCAAUCUUCACUUGUUCGAGGAUUAAUACAAGUAUUAGAGGCUGUUUUCUUUAUGCAAGCUGCUGCAAAUGCACUAGAGCGUUCAUAGUUAUUUAUGUAAUAAUUUUGAGUUGGAAGUCUAGCUUCUGCACUCUUGUAAUUUUAUUUUUGAACCUGUUGUUUUUGUUACCUUUUGGUACAUGUCUUUUGUUAGCUGUUAGACGUGACACAGAAAUUGUCACAUAUAUGUUCCCAAGUUAAUCUAUUUCAAAACACUCACAAUUGUUAACAAUGGAUAAAUCAUAUGAGAAUUUCUAUGAGAAUUUUGAGGUGCCAAUAUCUCAAAAA
Camellia sinensis is the source of this 2002-nucleotide messenger RNA. RefSeq names its product 3-oxoacyl-[acyl-carrier-protein] synthase I, chloroplastic. NCBI's taxonomy places the organism in Eukaryota, Viridiplantae, Streptophyta, Magnoliopsida, Ericales, Theaceae. Gene Ontology annotation, biological process: fatty acid biosynthetic process. The record is from RefSeq and is a predicted model, not a curated record. Gene Ontology annotation, cellular component: mitochondrion. Gene Ontology annotation, molecular function: 3-oxoacyl-[acyl-carrier-protein] synthase activity.